Messenger RNA from Corythoichthys intestinalis (scribbled pipefish), 4780 nucleotides. Its product is annotated as prostaglandin E2 receptor EP1 subtype-like. Gene Ontology annotation, molecular function: prostaglandin E receptor activity; thromboxane receptor activity. The record is from RefSeq and is a predicted model, not a curated record. Gene Ontology annotation, cellular component: plasma membrane. The transcript has 2 exons. Gene Ontology annotation, biological process: adenylate cyclase-activating G protein-coupled receptor signaling pathway; inflammatory response; positive regulation of cytosolic calcium ion concentration. NCBI's taxonomy places the organism in Eukaryota, Metazoa, Chordata, Actinopteri, Syngnathiformes, Syngnathidae. Bases 747 to 1898 code for a protein of 383 amino acids.
UAUCUUUUGGGAAGUUGUGUCCUUGAAAAGUAGAUCUUAGGGCAAAAAACAAUGAGCACCCCUAUCUUCAAAUAUAUAUUGUAUUGAAUUAAUUUAUUGUUAAAUUAAACAUUUGAUGGUUCCCCAUUUUUUUUUCAAAGUAAAUACUGGCGACCACGUAAUGUUCAAGUCUUUCACAACACUAAUGAAGUUGUAACUUUUCAACUCACUCUUGAAGUCUCGCAUUUCAUUGCUCAUUACGCAGCAACAACUACUUCUUUUACUCCUGAGAACAAGAUUCCUUGAAAAUGAAGCAUGCGCAGAACAGAAAUGAAUGCUCCUUUCAAAGAGUACAGUUUAUAUAAAAUGCAUGUAAAGCUUACAUAGCCGUGAUAACUGCUAGUAACCUGCAUUUAAACAUAGAUAGCAUUAUGUCUUUAGCUGCCAUUGACAAAGAUAGACGUUCAAUCAUGUGGCUCUUUUCAUCCAUCUGCUGUAUAUUUAAAUUAGUUUGUCACGAGUAGACAUCCAAUCAAUUUGAACUGAGAGGGUUGGCAGUGAAUGAACAAACGUCUAUCACGAUCAAUGCCAGCCAAUGAGUUAACAACAUUGUUAACUUGUCUUAGCAUUGGCUAUCAAUUCAAUCUUGGUAAAAGGCUUGUUCAAUGUGCUGUCUAUGAAACAUUUUUGCAUUGUAAUUCAAAUUUCCUCCUCCUUUCAGGACACUUUAACCCAAUGAGAACCACACUUUUGAGUGUUCGUUGGCAAUGUUGGCAACUCAGCGACACAACUUUUCGGAUGUGUUAUCCACUCCGCGUCCUUUUAAUGGUAGCACGAUGAUGCAGAAGACAAAAGUAGGACAUAGAUUUGGUAAUUCCACCAAUUCACCUACUAGUCCAACUGCUGCAGGCAUCACCAUGACUCUUGGAAUUGUGUUCAAUGUAGUGGCGCUCAUCAUUCUUGCCAAAGCCUACACCCGCUUUAGGCGGAGGUCAAAGGCCACCUUUCUUCUUUUUGCUAGCUCUCUGGUGGCGACUGAUCUGGCCGGGCAUGUCAUCAAUGGAGCCUUGGUGCUAAGAAGAUACACAGCAGGAAUUGUGAACUUGACUGAUCCACUCUCUGACUUUUCAGGCAAUCUCAAAACUGAUCCAGAUGUCCCUUGUCUGUUUUUGGGAUGCUGCAUGGUGUUCUUCGGCCUGUCCCCCCUCUUCCUCGGCUGUGCUAUGGCCGCUGAGCGAUGCUUGGGUGUCUCCAGGCCUUUGCUACAUGCUCGUUUGGUCACGACAGCACGGACAAAGAUUGCACUAGCUCUCAUCUGGCUGUCGGCGUUGUCUGUGGCCCUGCUGCCGUUUUUCAGUUUAGGAGCCUACACUUAUCAGUACCCGGGUUCAUGGUGCUUUAUUAGGGUGAUGGAGGGAACUCAAAGCACAGAUUUAGUUUUUGUGACACUGUUCACCGGACUAGCAUUAAGCUCUCUGGCCAUCGCUUUUGUGUGUAACACCAUCAGUGGCCUAACCCUCAUGAGAGCAAGGUUAAAGAAGAAAUCCAGCUCCCAGCGCAGCUCGGCUAGGUCCCACGACACUGAGAUGGUGGUCCAGCUGGUUGGCAUCAUGGUCGCCUCGACCAUCUGCUGGAGCCCUCUCCUGGUCUUUGGACUCAUGUCAGCCACCCGGUCUUACAACAGAUCACUUGACCCAGACAGGAACACUUACAAGGAUUUAAUGGUAACUGGAGUCAGGAUGGCUACCUGUAACCAGAUCCUGGACCCAUGGGUGUACAUCUUGCUGCGGCGUGCAAUCCUCAAGAAAAUUUACAGGAUUACCAAAAGGCAAGCCAGCCUGAGGGGAAGUAUGCUUCGCUCUUUCCGCUGGGAUGUCAGCUCCUUUCAGAACUCAGAGAAAAAAAAUGUUAAAGUAUAAGGAACCGACGUCACACCAUCUGCCAUUCAGUACGAAAUUAAACCAGGACCUGUUCAACUUGGUCAGAACGUUACCCUGAAUGGCUUGCGGAAGAGGAAAAAAAUAUUACUUGAAAUAUAAAUAAAAACUGAUGAUGCCUGCUUGCAUUGUUUACAAUGGUGAAAUGUCACAGUCUGUAGUGAAUAAGUUGUUUUUGUUAUUAUUACAAAUGCUAAAUAUACACAUUCGAAUUUGUGCUUGUCCUCUAUGAGAACAAAACCUAGUUUAAAGUGAUUUGUUGAAAUACACUACGCCUGUCUGGCAACCAGUUCAGGGUGUACCCCGCGCCCUUUGUAAGGAUAAGCGAAAAUGAAUGAAUGAAUGUUGAAAUAGACUUAUAAUGUGUAAUGGUUAGUCUAUAUGAAGGUUAUAUUCCACAAUGUCAGGAAGCAAAUUAAUUAUGUGAAUUAUAAAUAUGUCCAAAUAAAUGGUCAGAGAUCAAAAUGAAGACUUCAUUUUGAAGAUGUGAAAGUGUGGGGGAAAUGGUCAAAUUGUUUGUUACAAUAGAGAGACAUUAAUGUGAUUGUGCUUCCAUCCAUCCAUCCAUCCAUCCAUCCAUCCAUCCAUCCAUCCAUCCAUCCAUCCAUCCAUCCAUCCAUCCAUCCAUCCAUCCAUCCAUCCAUCCAUCCAUCCAUCCAUCCAUCCAUCCAUCCAUCCAUCCAUCCAUCCAUCCAUCCAUCCAUCCAUCCAUCCAUCCAUCCAUCCAUCCAUCCAUCCAUCCAUCCAUCCAUCCAUCCUCUGCCGCUUAAUCCGGGGUCGCGAGGCAGCAGUUUUAGCAGGGAAGCACACCCAGCCACUUCAACCAUCUCCUCCUGCUGGAUCCCAAGGCGUUCUCAGGCCAGCCGUGUCCUGGGUCGUCCCGGGGCCUCUCGUCGGUGGGACAUGCCCGGAAUAUUCUUGCCAUUCUCUUGAUGAGCUUCAACAAGGAGUCACCUAAAAUGGUUUUUGACCUCACAGAUAUGACUUUUCAGGGUUAAUUAGUGGAAUUUAUUGCAAUGGGGUAGGGACCUUCAUUUGUGUUCCAUUGAAUGAGGUGUGUCCAAACGUUUGGCCAUGACUGUAUGUAUGUAAUGAAUAAUUUUUGGAUAUAUGUUUGUGUGCAUGUGUGUAAGGCAAAUUAACCUGACCAAGAUAUUACUUAAAUUCAAGUAAUUAGUAGUAUUUUUCAGGGUUUGAAAUUACAGCCAUUUUUGUUACAUAUGUGCAAUAGACUAUGAUUGUGCCCAAAAUGUAAUACAGUAUGUGUAAUUUACAAAUAUUUGGGAACAAAGAAUUAUCCGUCAUUGUUAGCUGUUUGUGAAGUUUAGUGUUUGCACGCUACAUCCACUUACAUUCCAUGUAACUCCCUGGGGUUAAGGCCCCCCCUGUUUUUAAAACCUAGUGACGCCACUGGUCCACACUCAAGGCCCAUGUGCCAAAUACAUACUAAUCACUGCCCUGAAUAAUACCUUUGUAAUAGUGGCAUGAUUAAUAAAAUGUCGAAUUGUUAUAUUGUACAACCAAUUUCUAAACGGUAUAUAAUUGGAUGUAUACAGUUUGGAGGAAAAUCAGGACUCAGAGCACACUGAUAAUUAAUUACCAAUUGAAUUUUGUUGAGGAUCUGGCGAAAAGUGUAGAUUCAAAGCAGAAUCAGGUCUUCAGCCUGCAAGGAAAAGGAUGCAACCUGUUUAUUGACAAAUGGACAAAUAGACACUGUACAUCUACACACACCAUUUAAAUUAUGAUGGCCAACACAACUGAUUGACGGAAGGGACGAUUCAAAUAUUGUCACACACAGCGAUUAUUACAUUGUAUCAUUUAGCUUUGUUUUGAGAAAACAAAAGUUUGUACGACAGGAUAAAAAAAGUCUUAAAUAGCAUUUUUGUGUUAAUUAGAAUCAUAUUUUGAGACGAUUCGACUAUAUACAACAAUUUGGCAAAGCGCAGAUGAUGAGAAAUUAGUUUUUUAAUCCGCCGUUUAGCCACGCCUACCAUUCUCGGGAUCAAGCGUCCCCAACAAGAGGAUGACGUCAGUGGUGUCAUGGUUUCAUCUGAUUUAGAAUUCAGCCCAUUGACGGGGAAUUUUUCAGAACGAGGAAAAUGCGACGAAGAGAGCUGCAAAAUGUAAUUGUUUCAGUCUCUCUACUCCAGUAUCUGUACAGGAUAUUCUUUUUAUCUAAGUAUUUUUCCCCAAUAGCUAAAUAAAUGGUAUGGUCAUGACAAAAUAACAGUGUUGUGCUAAAUGGAAUAUGAAAUAAUAAAAAUGCACUUAUUCAGUACGACAUGGCAAAAUUACUCCAUAUUGGUCAAAACUGUCGACUUCACCUUCACUGUCGCACCUCCCGAACGAUAUUUUAUGCCACCGUAGUUAGUCAGGUGUCAAGUUCAAAAAUAGAACCUUAGUUAGACAUUUGUAAAAUUACCCAAAAAGAAGGAGAGUGUUAGGUUUUGUGUUGGGUUUUUCCUGGUGUGACUUGUCUCUGUGAUUACCCAUUGAUUUCACCUGUGUGUGUUCUCCCAGCGUAUCCUGCAAUCUGCAUCCACCUGUGUUACUCAGCUGUUCCUCGUCUCGUUACCCCUUGUCUGCGUGUGUAUAUAAUGACCCAGUUCCUUGUCACCCCUUGUUGCGUCAUUGUCUAUGUCAGUGUCUAUGUCUACGUCUGCCAAAGUCAAGACCUGCCCAAGCCCUCGUGUACCAGUCCCUCCGUUUAAGUAAGUUUCUGUUUGAACAUUGCCUUUUUGAUCCCCAGUCCUUUUGGUUGUACUUUGUGCUUUUGGUCAGUUGUUAUUAAAACGUGUUUUGAGUUCUCCUCCACCUGCCUUGCUGCUUUUUGCUUCCCUGCAAUUGGGUUCACACCACCUGCC